Molecule: messenger RNA, 741 nt
Organism: Ochlerotatus camptorhynchus
Lineage: Eukaryota; Metazoa; Arthropoda; Insecta; Diptera; Culicidae
Product: fibrinogen-like protein 1-like protein
Exons: 3
Coding region: 1-741 (246 amino acids)
Source: RefSeq, a predicted model, not a curated record
AUGAACAUCCGUCUGAAAGGCGAAUUGGUUGAUUAUUUGCUGAGCAAGAAAGCAAUUCAAACUGUAAUUUUCGUGAACGGAAGUGUGACCAUCAAUUCCGGUGUGGAAGGUGGAACUGAAUCCGAAACUGGAGACGCGCCAUGUUCGACAGCAGCUACGAUCUCGUCCUGUUUGGGUGUAACAUUGAGUGGAGUGUACCAACUCAGUGUCGGCAAUCUGAUCCAAUGCGUCUACUGUGAGUGCAGUCCGCCGUUCCCAACGCGCGUUCCAACUGGGGAAUGCUGGCUACAGGUACAGCGAAAUGAUGGCUCCGAUAAGGCACCUCAAAAGGAUUUCUACCUUCGGACUUGGACGGAAUACCAGAACGGAUUCGGUUCACCCGAUGGCGAUCACUGGCUUGGAUUGGACGCCUUGCAUUUGAUUACCGCCAAUGGACCGGAGAUGCGUAUGUUGUAUGAAGUGGGAUUUGUUGAUGAACUGAUUGUUCCUGCAUUCCAAAUCGAUAAUGCGCAAAACCUCUACCGUGUAAUGCAGCCUACCAGCGAUGUAUCCAGCGACCUGCAGGUCAUUGCAUACAAUGCACCCUUCAGCACCAUCGAUGAAGAUAACCUGAACAAUCCCUUCGGACAACCGUCGGAGUUCUACGGCGGCUAUUGGUACGGGUCUCCGAGCACUAUUCUCAACAUCAACAACGAGCCUCUCACCUCCCGACGAAUCAAAAGGAUGUACAUCAAAUUUUGA